GAUCGACCUUCAGUUGUGGUGAGGCGCUGGCGAGAGGAGCAGUACCCUGGGUGCAUUUCGUGUUUUUUCGAGGGAAUUAUACUUAUUAAAGCACCCUUUUCCUUCCACGAUGAAGCAGCUGUCGCUAUUGGUGUUGUGCGGUGUCGUCGGCGUUUGUCUGGGUGCUGGAGGUGCAGUGUCUGGGAGUUCAGGUGCAGGAGUAGGUUCAGUGACAGAGACGGAAGGAACUCGUCUUCUACAUGAGGGAUCUCCCCUGUCUCUAACCUGCAUCCAGAACCUCACAAAUGUAGACACUGUUUGGACUAAAAAUGGAGAGACAGUCACUGAGAAUGACCACAUCAAGCUUUUCAAAAAUGCCACCCUCUACAUUGCUUCUGCUAUGGAGAGUGACCUUGGAGAGUACACUUGUGAACCCCACAGCCAAGACGAGGUUAAAGUCUUCAAUGUUGUUCAACUGAAGCUCCAUAAGGAACUCCCAAAGUCCACCACAGUUUUGGAGAAUGACAAGUUGGCUCUUUCCUGUCAGGUAGAAGGCAACCCACCCCCCACUGUCCAGUGGUUAAAGAAUGGUGAACUCAUGGAAGACUCCAUCAACUCCACCAGACUUGUUUUCUCUGAGAAUGAGCACAAAAUCCCCAAUGCCAGUCUGCUGAUCAAACCCAUCCUCAAGUCAGAUAUUGGAAAUUACAUUUGCCUGAUUAAGCAGUAUUCUCUUCAGCUGAACACCACCACAGAAGUGCGUGUGAAAGACAUCUAUGCUGCCCUGUGGCCAUUCCUUGCUAUUGUCGCUGAGGUGAUUAUCCUGUGCGUCAUUAUUUUCAUCUACGAGAAACGUCGCAUCAAGGCCAACUUUGAUGAUUCUGAUUCAGAUCCUGCCCCAGACCAAAAAAGUGUUGCCGACCAUAACAAAGAUGCCGAAGUUCGCCAGAGGAAGUAGACUGUGAUGUGGUGAUAUUCUUAUCACUGAAGGAAGUGGUGUUUAGGGAGGAAAAUAAUUUUGUGAUAUUUUUAGUAGUUGAAGGUGCCAUAAAAAAGGGGAGGGGGGGACUUCAUAAAUAGAAAUUGACAGAUUUUAUAAUUUUAUGAUCUCUGUUUUACACCUUUUCCAUUAUUGGAUUGGAUGGCCAAAAAAGCCUUUAGUAACAUUUGGGCAAUCCUUUCUGGCUUUGUUAUAUCAAGAUAUUUAUUUUGAGAGAUAUAUGUUAAUUGUGUUUUUUGUUCUUUUUUUCUGGCAACAUCUUUCUUAUUUUCCAGAAAAUAAAAAUUUAUAAAUAAACAACUCUUAAAAAUAAACUUGGAAAUCACACAGUUGCAGUCCUUCAGGAUCUUGUCGUCCAGGUACCUUAUUCAGAGCAAAAAGGACAAUCUGGCAAUGAAGUCAUGAAAUGUGGCAAACACUCCAGAUAGCGUGUAUAUUGUUGCAUGUUGAGAGGAAUUCUGCAAUGUGUGGAAAGUGGAUGUGAAACUGGAAUGACUUGAUUUUUUAAAAUUGAUAUGUGACUGGAUAUUUAUACUUAUAGAUGUGAGGUUGUGGUCGUGAAUGAUAUUUUGAUUAUAUGUAUGUAUGUGUAUAUAUAUAUAUAUAUAUAUAUAUAUAUAUAUAUAUAUAUAUAUAUAUAUAUAUAUAUAUAUAUAUAUAUAUAUAUAUACACACAUUUACAUAUAUUUAUAUAUAUUAUGGUAUAUCAAGUAAAUAUUCACCUAUUUUAUCAUGGCUAUUGAAAUAUAUUCCACCCCGUAUAUUGUGUAGAAAGCAAGGUAUCAUAUUGUAUGUUGAGUUAUGAAUAUAUACAGGGUAAAUAGAAGUGCCAGUUUUUCUGCAGAUGCUUUGUCAAUAUAAUAUUACUUUGUAUAAUGGCGUAUUAGAUUUUAUUUAUCAUGCAGAUGUUGCUGUCUUUCAGUGUCUUUCAUAUUUUGUUUAAAGAUAUACUGAGUGUCAGUAAUUAACUUCCCUUUUGGUAUAUUGAAUGUGUUGUGAGAUUUCGUACUCAUUUGGACUGCCUAGAAUAAGGAUAAAAGUUAUAUUUUUAACAUCUUUCUCAGUUUUUAUAGAGUCAGUAUGUGAUGAUUACAUGUCCUCUCUCAGUCCAAAAUAUAUAUAACAUUUUGAAACUGAAAUAGCAGUGUUGUACGAGUCAAUUUUCUACCUUUGAAUGGAGUACAUGGAGAUGAACUUUUGUGGAUAUGCAGUUUUAAUGCAUUUCCUUUUCAUAAUUUCUAUUUUUUUCUUUCUCUUCUCCUCAAAGGCAGUCCCUAUAUAAUGGAACAGAUGUGCAGUUUUUUUUAAAUAUUUAUGAUGCUAUUAUGUAUAAUUUUAAGGUUAGGAUGUUGAUGCUUCAUAUAAUUAUUUCCUUCCAAAAGAGUAUGUAUUAACUUUUCUCUUUUAUUCCUCAAAAUAGGUAAUUCAUGAGAACAGUCUUUGAAAGGUAUAGGUACUCGUAUAUAUUUCAUAUUCACUCCUAAGAAUGUAGCAGUAGUAAAGCACUAUUAUCAGGAAACUGCAAUAACAAGGAGAAAGUCUCACAAAAAAGUAGUAUUUAUCUUUUUUUUUGUUUUGUUUUUUAUAUACACCUUAACAGCAGUUGGUAACACAAGUCAUGUAUGGAUUUAUGUUUUGUAAGGAACUAAUAAACUUUUGUUCAAGUUUAGUCUAAUUCAGUUUCUGCUUGCUACUGGGUUUUAUUUAUCCGUAUGCAUUUGCUUAUAAUUGAAAGGUUUGAGAAGACUGUGGCCAUAAUUUAUCUUAAUAAUAAGCCUUAUUUGCCUUUUUUCUUUUAAAUACAUAAAAGUGGGGAAAAUUCAGGGAAGUGAGAAUAUAAGUUCUCUCGCAAAAUGGCUGUGACUUCAGCUAGGAAUUGGUGUAGACAUACCCUUUUUCCAUAUAUCACAUUUUGUUUUGCCUUAUAUGUAUAUAAUAUAUAUUUAUAUAUAUAUAUUGGUAAUAGAUGUAAGUUUAUGUUAUAUAAUUGACGUAUAUGUAUUUACUUGUCUGGUCCAGUAUUGAUUUUCUGUUGUAGAAUCGGUAUAUUAGUCACAAAAUAUGCAAUAUUGUCAUUAGCUUAUAUGUAUACUUUCUCCUCAUGUUGAUAACCGAAAAUUGGACAAAAUUUCAGCUUUGUAAAACUAGUUUAUAUAUAUAUCAUAUGGAGUAAAAUAAAAAUAUAAACCUUA
Penaeus chinensis is the source of this 3171-nucleotide messenger RNA. RefSeq names its product basigin-like. Bases 110 to 937 code for a protein of 275 amino acids. The record is from RefSeq and is a predicted model, not a curated record. NCBI's taxonomy places the organism in Eukaryota, Metazoa, Arthropoda, Malacostraca, Decapoda, Penaeidae. The transcript has 8 exons.